Trametes versicolor FP-101664 SS1 is the source of this 471-nucleotide messenger RNA. RefSeq lists its product as uncharacterized. The transcript is spliced from 2 exons. Gene Ontology annotation, biological process: mitotic sister chromatid cohesion. Bases 1 to 471 code for a protein of 156 amino acids. The record is from RefSeq and is a predicted model, not a curated record. NCBI's taxonomy places the organism in Eukaryota, Fungi, Basidiomycota, Agaricomycetes, Polyporales, Polyporaceae. Gene Ontology annotation, cellular component: Ctf18 RFC-like complex.
AUGCUCGUCCCUGUCAACGUAAACAUCCCUGGACCUUCUUCUCCCGCACAUCGCAAACUACCACCUCAGCUCGUCCAGUUUGGGUCGGACGAGCUCGUGCUCAUAGAAAUGCAAGGUUCACUAGAAGUGGAUGGAAACAAGGAUAGCCAACUUGUCGGGAAGCUGCGGCUCGACCCUGCUACGAAUAAGCCGACACUGCUGAUCGGCCACCAUUUGCUCGAGGGAAAGCUCGUGAACCUCGCGAAACCGCUCGCCGUGCUACAUCGAGCCGACGCGCCCGCGGACGCGCCGGGGGAGUCGAUGGCCGUAGAGGACUCUGAGCAGGGAUCGCAGCAGACAAGCGGCGCGCCGAAGAGCUGGGAUAUGGUCGCGAUCGUGAAACGGAAGAUGGUGUUCGCGAAGCGGCCGAUGCCUAUGGUGGGGAGGCCUGCGUCGGGUGCGCCGCUGUCGCGAAUAGGCAGCAAGGCGUAG